This is a messenger RNA of Erythranthe guttata (spotted monkey flower), 3964 nucleotides long. Its product is annotated as ABC transporter B family member 15. NCBI's taxonomy places the organism in Eukaryota, Viridiplantae, Streptophyta, Magnoliopsida, Lamiales, Phrymaceae. Gene Ontology annotation, biological process: transmembrane transport. The record is from RefSeq and is a predicted model, not a curated record. Gene Ontology annotation, cellular component: membrane. Gene Ontology annotation, molecular function: ATP hydrolysis activity; ATP binding; ABC-type transporter activity.
UAGUGAAGAAAAUUUGUCCUUCAACUAAGAUCUCUUCUUACAGAAUACUAAGAAAACACAAAAAAACAGAAGUUGUUGAGAUUCUGCUGCCAUUUUUUUUUUGGGGGUGAUAAAUUUACUUGAAAUUGAAAUGGGUAAUUCUGAAAAAAUAGAGAAGAAAAACAAAAAGAAGAAGAAAAUGAGGAGCGGCGAAUCAUUUAGGUCGAUGUUCAUGCAUGCCGAUGGUUGGGACAUUUUUCUAAUGUUCCUCGGCUUAUGCGGCUCUGUCGGCGACGGUGUUUCCAUGCCGGUUAUGCUCUUAAUCACCAGCAAACUCAUGAACAGCUUCGGACACUCUCAAUCUUCACUUGCUCUUGAUUUCUCUCACAGCAUCAACCAGAAUGCGUUGGUACUUUGCUACAUGGCAUGUGUGCAGUGGGUGGCUUGUUUUCUUGAGGGGUAUUGUUGGACAAGAACAGCAGAGAGACAAGCUUCAAGAUUAAGGACAAGGUACUUAAAAGCUGUAAUGAGGCAAGAUGUCGGCUACUUCGAUUUACACGUCACUAGCACCGCCGAGGUUAUCGAAAGCGUCUCGAGCGACAGCCUCGUUAUUCAAGAUGCCAUUAGUGAAAAGGUUCCGGUUUUCGUGAUGAACCUAUCGACUUUCUUCGGUUCGUACCUAGUGGCGUUCGUAUUAUUGUGGAGAUUAGCAAUUGUGGGAUUCCCAUUUAUAGUGUUUCUACUCAUUCCGGGUUUAAUGUACGGUAGAGCUCUUAUGAGCAUUGCGAGAAAAAUCAGAGACGAGUAUAAUAAAGCCGGUGUAAUUGUCGAACAAGCCCUUUCUUCUGUCCGAACGGUAUAUUCGUUUGCCGGAGAAAGCAAGACCAUCGCCUUGUACUCUGCUGCACUUCAGGGGACAGUGAAAUUAGGAUUAAGACAAGGCUUAGCGAAAGGAUUAGCCAUUGGAAGCAACGGCAUCGUAUUUGCAAUUUGGUCCUUCAUGUCUUAUUACGGUAGCAGAUUGGUCAUGUACCAUAAUGCUCAAGGCGGCACCGUUUUUGCCGUUGGUGCCGCAAUUGCUAUCGGUGGAUUAUCAUUGGGUUCGGGUUUGUCGAACAUGAAGUACUUCUCCGAAGCGAGUGCAGCUGCUGAACGAAUAAAGGAAGUGAUCAACAGGGUUCCGAAAAUCGACUCGGACAAUUUAGAAGGACAAAUAUUACAACACGUGUUAGGACAAGUCGAAUUCAGACAUACCGAAUUUGCCUAUCCAUCACGCCCCGAAAGCUUAAUCUUCCAAGAUUUAAACCUAAAAAUCCCGGCUGGAAAAACGGUGGCAUUAGUGGGAGGAAGUGGAUCGGGAAAAUCAACGGUGAUUGCUCUAUUGCAGAGAUUUUACGAUCCAAUCAGCGGUGAAAUUCUUCUCGACGGGGUGGCUAUCGAUAAAUUGCAGCUCAAAUGGCUGAGGUCACAAAUGGGAUUGGUUAGUCAAGAACCGGCACUAUUCGCCACCUCGAUUAAAGAGAAUAUACUCUUCGGCAAAGAAGAUGCUUCGAUGGAAGAGGUUAUAGAUGCUGCCAAAGCUGCUAAUGCUCAUAACUUCAUUACGCAGCUGCCUCAGGGUUACGACACUCAGGUUGGGGAGAGAGGAGUACAGAUGUCAGGAGGGCAGAAGCAGAGAAUAGCAAUAGCACGAGCCGUAAUUAAGGCCCCCAAAAUUCUCCUACUCGACGAAGCCACGAGCGCACUCGACUCGGAAUCGGAACGAGUUGUCCAAGAAGCCCUCGACAAGGCGGCGGUUGGCCGCACCACCAUCGUCAUUGCCCACCGCCUCUCCACUGUCCGAAACGCUGAUCUCAUCGCCAUCGUCCAAAACGGCCAGGUGGUGCAAAUCGGCUCCCAUGACGAGCUCAUCUCGGACGAUCGCUGCCUCUACACUUCCCUCAUCCGCCUCCAACAAACCGAAGAAUAUCCCAAAGAAUAUUCCAAUCCAAUUAAUAUCGGACCACCAUCAUCCAUUAUCACAAAUAACGACAUCAUACAAAACACGAGUAGUAGAAGGCUCUCAUUGGUCAGCCGAUCCAGCUCAGCAAACUCGGCGGCCCUACAUAGCCGAUUACCAGAAGUGACGAUUUUGCCCCGCGAACAAGUUAUUCGAACGCCUUCAUUUAGAAGAUUACUAGCCAUGAACCUUCCGGAAUGGAGGCAGGCAAUACUAGGGUGCACAUCUGCAAUAUUCUUCGGUGCUAUUCAACCGCUGUACGCAUUCGCAAUGGGAUCCAUGAUUUCGGUUUAUUUUCUGAAAGACCACAACGUGAUCAAGGAGAGGACGAAGAUUUACUCAUUGUCUUUUCUCGGUUUGGCGGUUUUUUCUCUCUUGAUUAAUAUUUGCCAGCACUACAAUUUUGCUGCAAUGGGCGAAAAGUUGACGAAGAGAGUCAGAGAGAGAAUGCUGUCCAAAAUCCUCACAUUCGAAAUCGGGUGGUUCGAUCAAGAUGAGAAUGCCACAGGUGCAGUGUGCUCGAGACUAGCCAAAGAUGCCAAUGUGGUGAGAUCUCUGGUAGGCGAUCGGAUGGCUCUGGUGAUCCAGACGUUCUCUGCAGUGAUCAUAGCUUGCACAAUGGGCCUCGCUAUAGCGUGGAAACUCGCAUUGGUAAUGAUAGCCGUACAACCCCUAAUCAUAGUUUGCUAUUAUUGCAAACGAGUCCUCCUAAAGAACAUGUCGAAAAAAUCAAUGAAAGCUCAAGACGAAAGCAGCAAGCUCGCGGCAGAAGCCGUAUCCAAUCUCAGAACAGUCACCGCCUUCUCUUCGCAGGCCCGAAUACUCAAAAUGCUAGAAAAAGCCCAAGAAGGCCCGCAGAAGGAAAGCAUACGACAAUCUUGGUUCGCCGGAAUCGGGCUCGGAACUUCUCAGAGCCUCAUGACUUGCACAUGGGCCCUCGAUUUUUGGUACGGCGGGAAACUGAUAGCGGAAGGGUUCAUCGGAGCUCAGGCGUUGUUCCAGACGUUCAUGAUAUUGGUGAGCACGGGCCGGGUCAUUGCCGAUGCCGGAACCAUGACGAACGAUCUUGCUAAAGGCUCCGAUGCGGUGGGGUCCGUUUUCGCGGUUUUGGACCGUUACUCGUUGAUUGAACCGGAGGAUCCGGAUGGGUUUAAACCCGAGAAGUUAACGGGUCGGGUCGAGAUAUGUGACAUUCAUUUUGCUUACCCGGCAAGACCCGACACGAUGAUAUUUAAAGGGUUUUCGCUGGAAAUUGAGGCGGGAAAAUCGACGGCGCUCGUAGGGCAGAGUGGAUCAGGGAAAUCGACAAUCGUAGCCCUAAUCGAACGGUUCUACGAUCCUGUACGAGGAUCCGUGAAAAUCGACGGAAGAGAUGUGAAAUCGUACCAUUUGAGAUCGAUGAGGAAGCACAUCGCGCUGGUGAGCCAGGAGCCGGCGCUCUUCGCCGGGACCGUGAGGGAUAACAUCGCGUACGGAGCGUCGGAUGACGUCAGCGAAGCGGAGAUCGUGGAGGCGGCGAAGGCGGCGAACGCGCACGAUUUCAUCGCGGGGUUGACGGACGGCUACGAUUGCUUCUGCGGGGAUAGAGGCGUGCAGCUCUCCGGCGGGCAGAAGCAGAGGAUCGCAAUCGCCCGGGCGAUACUGAAGAAUCCGGCGAUUCUGCUGCUGGACGAGGCGACGAGCGCGUUGGACUCGCAGUCGGAGAAGGUGGUGCAGGACGCGCUGGAGCGCGUGAUGGUGGGGAGGACGAGCGUGGUGGUGGCCCACAGGUUGAGUACUAUACAGAACUGUGACGUCAUCGCUGUCUUGGAUAAGGGGAGAGUGGUGGAGAAAGGGACCCACUCUUCUUUGCUGGGUAAAGGGAUUAAUGGAGCUUAUUAUUCUCUUGUUAGUCUUCAGAGGGCGCCAUCUGGCACUACUUAAUUCCUAAUUAAUCACCUAAUAAUAUAAUUAAGGGCAUAUUACAAAUAAGCCCAUCAGUGGGAA